AUGAUUGCCAAUCCUUCUACUCUUUCUGCAGGUGUUUUACUUGCAGCCAUUGCUAGUGUUGCUGCUCAACAAACCGGCGAUGUUGGCAGUUCAUGCGGCACUAAUUUAGCCCCUUUGCCAUGCAUAACUGGAAAUAUAUGCGCUCGUCCACCUGGUAUCGACACUACUGUUGCAGGUAUGUGUAUACCUACUGGCUCUACAAUCGCAUCACUUGGUGGUCCGUGCGGUGGACUGAUGCGUACUGCUCCCAGCUGCUUCUUUGGACAGAUAUGUAAAUCCAAGGACAUACCUGAUGUUGGAGGUGUGUGUGUAGAUGCAGCAACCGUUUCACCUGCUGCAUCUACUGGUGCUCAUAGCACUGCUACCAUUGUCUCGCCUGGCAGUUCCUCCAGCGUUUCUCUACCUGGAAGCACUUCCAGUCCUGCUCCAGGAAGCAAGCCUGCAUCCAGCAGUGUCAUGUCUAGCCAUGUUCAGCCAUUGAUGUUGAUCGUUGCCUCGAUCGUAUUGGCUGCAAAUGUCAUUUUUUGA
Molecule: messenger RNA, 528 nt
Organism: Batrachochytrium dendrobatidis JAM81
Lineage: Eukaryota; Fungi; Chytridiomycota; Chytridiomycetes; Rhizophydiales
Exons: 1
Coding region: 1-528 (175 amino acids)
Source: RefSeq, a predicted model, not a curated record